Molecule: messenger RNA, 1204 nt
Organism: Coffea arabica (coffee)
Lineage: Eukaryota; Viridiplantae; Streptophyta; Magnoliopsida; Gentianales; Rubiaceae
Product: GATA transcription factor 18
Biological process (GO): regulation of DNA-templated transcription
Molecular function (GO): sequence-specific DNA binding; zinc ion binding
Source: RefSeq, a predicted model, not a curated record
UUGUACCGCCCCUGCCUUUAGUAACGUUUUCCAAACUUGACCUGCAGUAUUAUUAACCCUCCCAAUUUCCAACCCUUUUUUCACCUCAUUCUCACAAAACCCAUAGUUAGUAGAGUAUUUCUUUCAUUCUUUUGUCUUAGCCCUAUAAAUUCAAAGACCAGUUGGAGAGAUUGUUCAUCCAUCCAAAGAUUGAAGCAGCAGCAAGAAAAGAGAGAAGAAAGAAAACAAACGAUGAUGCACGGUAAUAGGUGCAAUGGUGGUUCUCAUGGAAACAUGGCUGGGCCAUGUUCAUGUGGGAUGUUCCACACUCAUCAAGCCAAUUCCUUCUCCAUGCUCUUCUCCAUGCCUAACCAUCACAAUAAACCCUUCGAUGAAACGGCUGAAAUGUAUUCCUUCGCAUCAUCUCCGCCGUCUUCCUCUGUCGAUUGCACUCUUUCCUUGGGCACCCCUUCUACUCGUCUAACCAAUAACGACACCGAAAAAAGACGCUCUUCUUACAUGUCUAACUUCUGCUGGGAUAUUUUACAGUCCAAACAUUCGUCCAAUUCUCCCCAUCAUUCGUCCCACAAAAGUAGCCGCGCAAACAGUCACACCAACUCCAACACUGGUGGUGGCGGUGGCCUCCUAGCUCGACGCUGCGCCAACUGUGACACCACUUCUACGCCUCUCUGGAGAAACGGCCCAAAAGGACCCAAGUCGCUUUGUAAUGCCUGUGGAAUUCGCUUUAAGAAGGAAGAGAGGAGGGCAUCCGCUGCAGCUGCGACCAGUGGGACUAAUGGUGUGCCCGGCGGAGCGGACUCUCAACACAUGCUAAACAGUUCAUGGGUUCAUCACUCGCAGACUCAGAAAAUGCCGUAUCUUUCAUCGGCUUAUGGGAAUGAAUUCAGGUUCAUUGACGAUGAUGACCGUGACUCUGAUAAUGGCGUUCCAUUCCUUUCUUGGCGUCUCAACGUUACAGAUAGGCCAAGUCUUGUUCAUGACUUCACCAGAUGAAAAAAGCCAGAAAAGAGAGAAAGAAAGGUUCAAAAUAGACGUUUGAAAUCAAGGAAGAAAAUGAUCGAUCAAAGCCUCCUCCAAACUCCAUAUGAUUACGUGGCAUGGGUGGUGUGCUGGUGAUGGCGAUGUGGUGAAAGCUAUGGAUCACGAAAUUCUUUCCUUUCAGCUGUUUUUCUUUUUUGUCCAUCUUAGACCGAGAGAGUGAGAG